Molecule: messenger RNA, 9041 nt
Organism: Leptidea sinapis
Lineage: Eukaryota; Metazoa; Arthropoda; Insecta; Lepidoptera; Pieridae
Gene: Pez
Product: tyrosine-protein phosphatase non-receptor type 21
Exons: 10
Coding region: 255-3692 (1145 amino acids)
Biological process (GO): protein dephosphorylation
Cellular component (GO): cytoskeleton
Molecular function (GO): protein tyrosine phosphatase activity
Source: RefSeq, a predicted model, not a curated record
UACUGACAGUUCAUUCUUCGUGUUUUUAUUUUGUGUUUAUUUAGAAUUUUCAUGAAAUGUGAUUCAUUCUAUGUGUGAUUUGAAGCUGCUAUGGUUUCGGUAUAUCCUUUUGGUGCUUUUAACUUUGUAUGUUAAAUAAAUUAUGCAUAAUAUAAGUAUUGAAAGUGGCGCGCGUAACGGAUGCAUUCCUUUACCGUAAAAGUAACGACGAAUCGUGAUGUUAUUGCAAAUUGGGGCCGGGUAGUGUUAAAAAGAUGCCUUUCAAGCUAAAGUUAAAGAAGACCCGUCAGUACAAUGUAGCGUCCAAGAGUUUAUUUGUAAUAAGCGUAGAACUUCUUGACGGUGGUGUAGCAGACUGCACCCUUUCCGUAGAUAGUACAGGUCAGGAGUGCCUCGACAACGUCUGUCAGAGACAAGCUAUAAAUCAACCUGAGCUAUUCGGUCUUCGCUACGUGAACCGGAGUCAGCAGUCACGAUGGGUCCAAUUGGAUCGACCUCUGAAACGCCAGCUCGAGAAAUACGCGUCAUCACAUCAACUGUACCUGCGUGUGAUGUACUACGUUAUAUCCGGAACGAGUUUGAUUACCGAUGAAGUUACACGAUACCACUACUUCCUACAGUUGAAGAAUGAUCUGGUGGAAGGGCGGAUAAUAUGUGACUGUCAGCAGGCAGUAGUGCUAGCUUCAUACAGCAGACAGGCUGAAUAUGGAAAUCAUGACCGGGAGAGGCACACAGUUGAAUAUUUAAAGAAUUUGUUGAUGUUUCCAAAACAAAUGUUGGACAAUGGACAGAUAAUAGACAGCAGUAGCUUGCCGGAGACUGGAAGGCUAGAAUGGCUGACAGCUGCUGUGAUUCAGCAUCACAUGUCCUUGCACAACAUGUCCCAGGCCCAAGCUGAGGAAGGUUUCAUCACAACCUGCCAGCAGCUGCGAGGGUACGGACAGGAGAUGUUCACCGCCAAGGAGCAGCGCGACCAGACCGAGGUCACUAUCGCCAUCUCGCUCACCGGGAUACGAGUGCUGACAGACACCAGUGAUACACCUCAUUUCUACAGAUGGACGGACAUCACGAACGUGAUCAACCACAAGCGCACGUUCAGCGUGGAGUGCCAGCAGCAGGGACAGUCGGCGUCGUUCGUGCUGCCGACGCCCGAGGACGGCAAGUACGUGUGGAGGAUGUGUGUGAUGCAGCACACCUUCUACAUGCGGCAUCAGCCCCGAGAAGACCAUCGACCCAACUUUCAGGAACACGGGCUGUCAGAGAGUCGCGAGGAGCUGGAGGUCCGCGAGGUGAGCAGCAGCCGGCUGGAGCCGCUGACUGCCGAUCACCGCGCGCACUCCACCUCCUGUCUGGAGCUGGCAGAUCACAGCUGGCAGCCGCAGCCCAGGCCCAGAGCAUUAGUGCCGUCUUAUCGGCCAGCUCCUGACUACGAGACGGCGAUCCAGCAGAAAUACCAGCAACAACGAGCUGAAGCCCAGCUCCGGUACCAAAACCACUCGCACUCUCAACUUGUCAACACUCAGCCUCUGGUGUACGGCUCCCACCCAGACAUACACAGGGUCCACUACCCGGACGUCACCAGGCACACUGCCCCGCUCAGCCAGACAUACGUGGGCAACUAUCCCAUUGGACUCAACCCCAACCUACCAGCCGACGCUCGAUACGUGAAUGUGUACAAACCGCCCCCGCCCUACCCUUCUAAUGGUUUGGCGUCCAACUCCACCCCUGACCUAGCAGUGGCCAGCCAACUGAACUACCAUCGCGGAUAUAUCAAUGCUCAUGUUUCCGGAUCCAGUCCAGAUCUAGUUUCAACCAGAACAGCUCUUAACAGACCUUACCUGGGCUAUGUCAACCCCGUGGUCAACUACACUCGGCCCGUCCUCCCCCCGACACACGGCACAUACAAUAAUCUACCCUCCGUCCUUGAACCAAAGCAUAUUAUUAUAGAUCACGUGUCGGAUAGUAUUCAAAAAGUUUACGACGAACGAGGCAAUAUAAUGUACUCGGUACCGAUGCCUCGGAUAUCGUAUCAACGUCACUUGAUGCUGCCACAGGCUAUAAAGCACAACGAUACCCAGGAACCGAUAUAUGAGAACGUACCCUUACCAUGGCAGAGCGAACAGAAAAUCCGCGAAAGAGCACAAAGUUUAACCACAUCUGAUGAAAUAAAUCGGCUGAACGAAAGAAACGGGAGCCAACCUCCGAUUGAUACGCAAAACAUUUCUCCUAACGUGCCAUACGUCAAAGUUGACAAUGACAGCCAUUACGUCAAUGCCCAGAUUAUAAAAGGUGUACGAGAAUCGAGCAUACCCAAAGAAAAUAUAUCGCUUAAUAUCGACUUGGAGAAGAUCGUGGCUUCGUUUGAUCGAGUAUCAAUCAAGAACGAUGAUAAAGAUUGUGAUGAGACGCCGUACCAGAGCCUCUCGACGCACAGAGUAUCGAACAAUAUGAUUAGCAAAUCUGUCGAUAAUGUAACAUCGAUUAGCGUACCGGACAUUCGAGUGCAAGACAUCGAUUCGUCGCAGAGUACUGACAGUGCUUUAUCGAGUUCAAAUAUGAAUUCGACUUAUAGCACUAGUGAGUUAGAAAGUAGCAAAGGAAGUAAUAAAGAGAAGAAACGACGCAGAUGGGGCAUGUUUAUGGGGAGGGGUAGUAAGGGGGAGGUGAAGGGAGCUAAAGAGGUAAAAAGUGCUACUUUGGGCCGUGACAGGGCGAAAGUGGGACAGACAGCUAAUAAGCAUAGAUGGUCUACCGGUCUGCCCAAGUUUCAACCGUUGCCACCUAGUAUUACCAAAGAAACAUUGUGCCAAUUGCUAGAACGCAAAAUGUCGGACGAACAGUUAUCGUUCGCCUUCGACCAGAUACCGAAAGGUCGCGAGAACAGCACCGAGGUGGAGUACCGGACAGCACUGCUGCCGCAAUACGGCCACCUCAACCAUGGGGACUGUCUGCCCUACGAAGACAACCGAGUGAAACUCACCCCGACGCCCGAGAACCCACACGGCUACAUCAACGCUUCGCAUAUCACUAUGACGGUGGGUAAUUCGCAACGUUUCUACGUGGUGGCGCAAUCUGGCGGCGCGGAGUCGGGUGCGCUACUGUGGGAGUGUGUGUGGCAGCUUGGCUCGAGGCUGGUGGCUCUACUGGACUCUGGGCACCCCGCCUACUUGCCGCAAGAAAACCACACGGCAGACUAUGGACAGUUCCGCGUAAGCUGCGGGCGAUGGUCUCGCGUGGCGUGGGGCGAGACAGUGCGAGUGCGUGUACGGCGCGGCGCUCGCACGCGCAGCGUGUGGCACGUGCACUACACAAGAUGGCCGCCCGCGAGCCCGGGGGACGACCACGGAGCACUUGCGGACUGCGGCUCCUACCUGGAGUUCCUGUCCGAGCUGAACAGUCUGCGGGCGAGCAGCGAGACAGAAGCUGAGAUGGAAGCGAGCGCGGAGAAGCAGGCGAUCUGGUGCCGCAACCCUCCCGUGGUGCUCUGCUGCAGGGACGGCGCCGGACGAAGCGGGACCGCGCUAGCGGCCGACCUGCUGCUACACCAGCUGGACACCAACCAGGAGGUGGACAUUCCUCGCACGAUCAGCAUGCUGCACCAGCAGCGUGCCGCUCUCGUUCAGAACCUGUCUCAGUACCGCUUCCUGCACCAAAUACUGCUGAGAUAUCUGAAGCAGUCCCGGCUCAUAUGACAAGCCCCGCCCCGCCGACCACACCUCUCCACGUGGACACGCCCACUUUAUAAACAACUUCUAACACAUUGUUACUAAAUAAAUAAAAUAACGUUUAAAUUAGAAGAGAAUUCGUGGGGACGGACUAUUUAAAUGUGCUUACCGCCAUAUAAUUGGAUAAGUAAAACAUAAUGUUAUUUUUUCUACAGCAAACAUGCGACUAGAUCUAAGAAAAUAAGUUCUCAAAUUAUUAUUGUAACACUGUGUAUAGCAAUUUUUUUAUUAUUUAAUAUACAUUAAAUUAUAUUGUGUCAAUUGUUUUGCUCACAGCUAAUAGUCAUUGAAAUUUUUUACUAUUUUAUAUUAAGUAAUGUAUUGAAUUAAUUACUAGAAUUUUCAUCUUUAUUUGCGAACAUAAUAUGACGUCACGGCGGCCACAAAAUAAGAAAGGUUUUGAAUAAGGAUAGUUUAUUAUUUUGUCUCUUAUAAUUCACAAUAUCACCUGAUAAGAGAUGUCACUUGUUAUUGUAUAACUCUGCUUACCGUAUACAGGUGUUAUAGAAAAUAGUGUAAAGUGGAUGUCCAAAGGUAUUUUUUUAAUGAAAAUAGGGUCGAAACGAGAAGGACGUUUAGCUGAUGGUAAUUGAUACGCCCUGCUCAUUACAAUCCAGUGCCGCUCAGGAUUCUUGAAAAACCCCAAACAUUCUGAGCGGUACUACAACUGUGCUCCUCACCUUGAGACAUAAGAUGUUAAGUCUCAUUUGCCCAGUAAUUUCACUAGCCACGGCGCUCUUCAGACCGAAACACAGUAAUGCUUACACAUUAUUGCUUCACGGCAGAAAUAGGCGCCGUUGUGGUGCCCAUAAUCUAGCCGGCAUCCUGUGCAAAGGAGCCUCCCACUGGUAAGAAUACCUCUAGGGCUACAGAUUCGGAUCACCCCCAUGUCUGUUCCGGGACUGUUCAUAGUCUUCCAGUUAUGACUUUUUGUCUGAUCCUAAAAUACAAUGACAGACAACAUUUAUUGAGAUAUGUGAUUUUUUAUCUUAAUUAGGCCAGUAGAAACUAAAAUCAGAUCAAAACAUUUUAUUGAAUGGAGGUAAAAUACACCUUUUCACAUUUUAAAACAAUUAUAUAAGAAUAAAUGUAUUUUGCGACUUAAUACGCUUCUAAUUGCAUUUUAAGUAGGUAUUAAUGCUUUGACGAUUGUUAAUGUGUAUCUGAAAAAAAUAUUAAAAGGUUUCGGGUGGCUCUACAGGUGUUAUAUUCAAUUUUUUUUCAAAUUCAAAUAUUUUUAUUCAAAAUAGGAUUGGACAUCACUUAUUGAAAGUCAAAAAACUACCACCCAUUCCAAAGCGGGCUUUUUUUUCAUCCAAUAAAUAUGGUUACAAAGUAAUAUUGUACAAUUAAACUUGUUAUUUAAUAGCCUGAGGGCGGUCACUCCAUUCCCAAUCUGUGGUAUCAUUAAGAAAGUCAUUUAUGUUAUAGUAACCUUUACCACACAAACGUUUUUUAACAAUUCUUUUGAAUAACGUAAUACUUUUGUUUUGAACAUUUUCUGGGAUCUUGUUGUAGAAGCAUAUAAAUCGUCCCACAAAAGACUUAGCCGAGUAGUAGACAUCAUAAGUUUAUGUCUGUUCCUGGUGUUAACAUUAUAUAUAUACCUCUGGACAUCCAGUUGAAACAUUUUUUGGACAUCUGGUUAAAAGUGAAGGAUCUGAAUAAGAAAACCCUGGAGUAAAUUUUCGGCCAAUCGACUCAAUUUUUAUCUAUUUAAUGGUUAGCUAAAGUUCGCUUCCUAAUUCCUUUAUCUAUUUCAUAAUAAUUAUGUACGUAAUCUUAAUCAUGUGUAACAUCAGCUAGGUAGUUAGGAGACUUAUCGGAAGUAGCUUCAAGUCAAAAGAGUGCCUUACGAGAGACUGCGAUCUAAAUCAACUCGAUCAUAUCAACUAUGUGCCUUGGUAUUUAAUUAAGAACAAUUGGAAUUUUGUAUAAAUGGACGUUAGUCAUUAAAAUAUUCUAUUCUUACGUAUUUUAAGCGUUCAAUAAAUAUCUAAUAAGUAGAAAUAUUAUAUUUAAUUAGGAUAUAUACUUACUGUGCCGUGCCUACUAAAAUAUAUAUUAAUAAUAGUAAUUCGUAAUGGAUAGUUUUCAUGUAUUAAGUUCAGAUAGAUGAACAUUUGUGUUCUAACUCUCAUUGCUUCCAAAAUCAUGUUUACUUUUUUAUUCCGUGAUUUGGUUAGAUAUUUCUGAAACAUUAGCGUUAAAGUAAAUAUUUCUCAGAGAUCUUAUAUCUCUCUUAAGUAUCGGUUGUCUCCUUGAGACUCCGAUGCACGGACACUGAAAGCAAUGUAAUUUUAGAACUCAUUGGUGAAAGUGAAAACCAUAAUCGGCCGUUUUCAAUAACCUAUCUAUCCUUAGUUUUCCUAGAGGUAAGACAAAUCUAUCCUAUUAAGCUUACUUACAUUUCAAUAACCUAUCGACAUAAAGCAUUGGACUAUAUAUAUUGGACAUAACUAUGGAUAGAUAAGAUCUUGUCAUUAAACCGUGACAGCAAUGUAUCCGUAACUAGGGAUACGUUAUUGAAAACGGCCGCUAGACCAUAGAUAUAUUAUCCCAACGACGUUAGUAGAUUGGGAAUGCAAAUCAUCAAGCGAGACCAACAUCUGAUUGCUUGUGUCAUUGCAAAAUGUGUAAUUCUGAAGAUUUUCACAAGUAACCAUUUCCUACCACUUCUACUUAAUUUACUACAACAGAAUCUUUCCAUAAGAGCGAAAUUUGUCCGACAAGCCGAUAGCGUGUACGGAAAUGAUCUAGUCUGUCUAUCUCGCUCUAACACACUCUUAUCCUAUAUGCUAACCCUUUCGCAUUGCGAAUCUUUGGUACAAUACAUCUUUGAUCUAGACUAUGUUGUACGUCCAACUGUUACUUGAACGUUAAACUUCAGUCAAUUGUUAAUUAUCAUUCACCAACAUACGUAGUUCUAUACUUUAUUUUUUCAUGUUGUUGAUCAAUGGUGUUCUGUACAUACAGACAAAUCACGUCGUAUUAAAAAAUCUGAAAUAUUGAACGUACCACAAAAUUCACCACAAUAAGCUGCGACUGCUAUAUCUAUACAUUGUCGCAUUUACUCCAGUUGUUACAAUUAUUCUUGGUCAAUAAGCAGCAAUGUAAAACUUAAUUUAUUCAGUUCAGAUUCGGACAGUGACAGUUGACACACGACUAAGGAGAAAAGUGUGCUUACUUUAGGCACAUGACGUCAUUGUUUUUGAUAAUAUAAAUCCUAUUUGAAUUUUUUUUGCUAAUAUUUUUGAAUAAGUAAUUAUUUUUAAUUAAUCUCAGUGUGUGUUUAUAAAGUAAUAUUUAUAUAUUUUUUACGUAUUUUUGUUAUUUAUUGUGAAAAUGUCGAUAUGUAUAAGCGUGUGAAGAUUUUGUUAUGAAUUUAAUCGGUUUUUAUAUUUUUUCAUCAGUAUUUGUUUUAUUAAGUUAUAAAUAUUUUAUGUGUGUCUAAGUAUAACUCGGGCGAUCAACGUGCAGAUAUCCACAACAUUGCCUAAAUAAAGUUUUGAAUAUAUAAAUACUCUAUGAAACUUUUAAUGUCUUAAAUAGUAAACAAAUAUGGCGUACAGGUAACCAUAGAGAUGGGAGGCCAUCGAACGAAUGAACGACUGAACUUAAUGAUUUUUAAGCUGUGAACGAAAAGUAUUGGAUAAAUCAAUUCAUUCAUUCUUCUGAAGCAUACUGAUAGUAAUAAUCUAGGGGUCGGUGUACCUGCAGCACCUAGCAUUGCCUUCAAGCAGCACUAUUUUGUCUUCUUCUGUUUCUUCUUAUAUAUUCGAUACAAAUCAUCCGAGACGCCGCACCAAUUUUUCUUAACCCUUCUCUGACUAGCCAUUGACUGCAGCCAUUUUAAAAUUUUUUAUGUUUUCCAACAUGUUAUUUGAAUUGUGCCCAUAUUAAAUCUAUUCCUGACGGAAAUGUGUUAAUAGUUACAUUACGUUAUGUUGAUAGUUAUUCCUCAUUGUAACAAAUAAAUGGAAAUUAAAGUUUAAAACCUGCUGAAAUAAAUCUGUAAAUUAAAAACUUUUGCUAUACGAUUUUGUGCCAAUAACAUUGUAAAUCGGUUACAUGCACUAAAAUCGCAAUCGUGUAGUAUCGAAAUCCGGUAAAGGCUUAAUGAACAAUGAACAGCUGUUUCAACACAAAAAAAACACAUUGUUAGAAAUCCAAUAAGCACCCGUAACAUACGAUAUCAAAAGUGGCAACAAAAAGAAUGAUUAUUUCAGUGUUUUCUGGAAUAAACAACUGUCAAUAGGUCAAUAAUUCUCCAUGAUGUAUUUAGUAAAUGAUGUGAAAGUUUUAUAAAAUCUACUUAAUUCUACAACACUAUAAUUUUAAAACCUACUUAGUAAAAAUUUUAAUGUACAUUAUUUGGUACUUUGAAGAUAUUGUAGUUUUUAAAGUUCAGUUUUAAUUCUAGGUAAUUCGGUCUAAAUGUCCCAUCUCUAUGAGUCAAAGACAAAGUAGCGUAUCGAAACGUGAAGUUCAUAUUUUGUCUGUGGAAGUUGGUUCUGUUAAUAUUUCGAUUUUUAGACAAAAUUAUGCAUUUAAAUCAUUAAUUGAUAGCGUUCAGCUUUUAUUAGGGUAAUUCAUAGCAUGUGUGUUCCUGAAAUAAUUAUAAAUAUUUAAACUAAACCUAAAAUAAGUGAUUUUCAUUCAAGAUAGAGUUUAUUUAUUAUUUAAGACACGUAAGGAGAAAUAGACUAUAGACUGUAUAUUUUUGCAAACAGUAUGCAGCCUGGUAACACCAACAUAGUUGGGUCGUCUGUACGUUGAUUGCUGCGGGUAAUGUUGUGUUCAUCUUGUGUAUUUGAUAUCUAGUCGAAAGGCAGCUUAUAGUCGUAUGAGGUUCAGCACAAUCUGUGUUCAGACACACUUAGUAACAGUAAUUAAGUCGAAAUCUAGAAUAAGUAGAGGCUUAGUUCAGACAAGUUAAAAUCCACCUUUAUUUUCUAUUAUUUUAAGUACCUACCGAUUCAUUACUCAUAUUGAAAUAGUUUAGAUUGUUGCAAUGUAAUUAUUAAAAAAUUAAAAUAUUAAUUAUGAAUGCUAAUGAAUAACAUAAUUAAAUUAUGUGAGUCUGAACUAGCCUUAAUGCUUAAGACACCGUCACAAUAUACCCAAGAUAAAUUGUCAGAAGAGUUACAUUAAUACUCUUAGAAAUAUUGCUCACAAUAGCUCAAACAAUUAAACAUAUUACAAAGUAAAUCUCAUUUUGUGUAAUAAUUAUUAAUGUUUUUAUGAAUGUAUUUUUUAUGUUUUAAAAAAUGAAAAUCAUUGUAAAUUAACUCAAAUAAAAUGUCUUCUUUUUAA